Molecule: messenger RNA, 1089 nt
Organism: Pseudovirgaria hyperparasitica
Lineage: Eukaryota; Fungi; Ascomycota; Dothideomycetes; Acrospermales; Acrospermaceae
Exons: 4
Coding region: 1-1089 (362 amino acids)
Source: RefSeq, a predicted model, not a curated record
AUGGCAGACAUCAACCUCGAUGGUGGUGCAUAUCCGCCCCUGUAUCUCUACAACGAGACAGAUCAGGGCGGCUUAGUCGUCGUCGUUACGUAUACUUUCCUUUGUGUCUCGGCAUCCGUUGCAGCUGCCCAGCUGUACAUGAAUUUGGGUUACAAGAAACGGGCGUUCUAUGUCAGUGAUGCUUUACUACUCGCUGCAAAUAUCAUGUUGGUACCGCAGGCGAUUGUGGUGCAAUAUUCGGUAAACAAUGGUUUAGGCCGUCACAUCGAUACCUUAACUAGUAGCAUGCUCAGAUCUUACUUCAAACUGACGUAUUCGCAAAAUCUCUUGUCCAUAGUCAUACAAGCUUUAGCAAAAGCUUCUGUCGCCAUCCUGUCAGGACGCAUUGAUAACGUAGGCAAGCAGAUGCGGAUCUGGGUAUGGGUCCUUGCGGGUUUAAUCACCAUCUGGACUUUAUUUUCUGUUUUUUCUGUCGCCUUCAUGUGUCGCUCACCGGAGAGAUACAUAUUCGAAAAUGCUCGUUGUCGGACUGGGCGAUACCUCUGGUACCCAAUCACCGUCCUGAACAUCAUCACCGAUCUGCUCCUAGGAACAGUAAUUCUGCCAGUCAUUCUGAACUUGAACAUGGCCAUCGGCCUCCGUUUGUCAAUUUCGGCCUUGUUCAUAUUGAGACUCGUGUGGGUACUCAGCAGGGUCUGCUUCGUCUCGAUUGCAUCUCUGAUCCUUUUAGGCGGCUAUCUCGAAACAAUGGACAAGACCUGGUAUAAUAACACAUUGACAGCUAUCAACCAGAUUGUACUACAUACCUCGUGUAUCACUGCUAGUCUUCCGAGCCUUCACAAAUUCUUCACUGAGCUCCAGACCGGUCAAAUGGGUGCCCAUUUGCCGAAUGAUUUUGAACUAGUGGAAGGCUCUGGCAGACGGUAUGCCAGAUCAAAGUCGAAGGAUGCCAGUAGCAACAGCGACUUUCGUACAAGCCGUAAGGGUAGCGGCAUGGGAAGCAUGUUGAAAAAUGUGAAACAGGUCGGAGAUGGGCCUCUAUCACCGACCGAGUCAAGAGAAGAUCUAAUUACUUAUGAUGAUAUAUGA